Molecule: messenger RNA, 288 nt
Organism: Elephantulus edwardii (Cape elephant shrew)
Lineage: Eukaryota; Metazoa; Chordata; Mammalia; Macroscelidea; Macroscelididae
Product: 60S ribosomal protein L35-like
Exons: 2
Coding region: 1-288 (95 amino acids)
Biological process (GO): translation; maturation of LSU-rRNA from tricistronic rRNA transcript (SSU-rRNA, 5.8S rRNA, LSU-rRNA)
Cellular component (GO): cytosolic large ribosomal subunit; ribosome
Molecular function (GO): structural constituent of ribosome; mRNA binding
Source: RefSeq, a predicted model, not a curated record
AUGGCCAAAAUCAAGGCUGGGGACCUUCGCGGCAAGAAGAAGGAGGAGCUGUUGAAACAGCUGGACGAUCUGAAAGUGGAGCUUGCCCAGCUCCGCGUCGUCAAAACUCAGAAGGAGAACCUCAGAAAAUACUAUAAGGCCAAGAAGUACAAAGCCCUGGAUCUGCCGCCCAGGAAAACACGUGCCACGCGCCGAAGGCUCAACAAGCACGAGGAGAACCUGAAGACCAAGAAGCAGCAGCGAAAGGAGCGCCUGUACCCCCUGCGGAAAUACGCAGUCGAGGCCUGA